CAUAUUCAAAUCAUUUUUACAAAUUAUAUCAUAUAUACAUCAUCUUUAUAUCAUUUUAUGAAAUGGUCUUAAAAUGACUCAAAUAUGAUAUCAUCUUAAGCUCAUAUUUAAAUCAUUUUAGGAUUAUAAUAUUAUCAUUUUCACUUCAUAUCAUAAAUGAGCCAUACAUGUCUCAUUUAAGUCUCAUUUCCUGCGACCUGGGCAUUUUAUGUGACAAAAGUUGAGACCUAGUGGAUUAUAGGUUAUCGACUAUGCUAAUUCCAAAUAUGAUCAUGGCAGUUGCGUAUAGGUCUCCAGAGAUCCGGUUUUGGGAAAAUCAGUUUUUCAGAAACUCUAAAAAAUAAACAAAACCUUUGUCAAUGAGGCAUAAUUGAAGCGCGUACAUUUCUGAUUAAAAUGAGACAUCUCCCAGCUUUAUACAACCUUUUUUCUUGCAAAGUUAUAGAAUUUGCAAGAAAAGCCCUAAAUGUUCAUUGUCAGCUCAAAGCAACAGAAAUAAGAAGGAAAAAAUGAAUUAAGGGCUUUUCUUGUAAAUUCUAUAACUUUGCAAAGAAAGGUCGUGUAGAGCUGGAAGAUGGCUCAUUUUAAUCAGAAAUGUGCGCGCUACAAUCAUGCCUCAUUGAGAAAGGUUUAGGGUAUUUUUUAGAAUUUCUGAAAAACUGGCUUUCCGAAACUGGAUCUCUGGAGAUCUAUGUGCGACUGCCUUGGUCACAUUCAGAAUCAGCAUACUCGAUAACCUAUAACCCAUUGGAAAAACGAUUUGACAGCUGAAUCGGUUCCCUCGUCAGUUUUUCUCUACGAGUAGAAUCAUUUUUUUAGGUCGAUAUCCGAAAACAGAACAAGUGAUAUGUAUUCUUCCCUGUGGUACAUCUGAUCAUGAUAUUAUUAAAAAUAUUGAUAAACAAUAUAAUGGUGAAUCACCUUUACCUAAUGGUGCUGAUAGAUUCAUAGUCAAAGUUCAAGUACCAUUAGAUUCGGGUAAUGAUUUUUUACUGGUGUAUAAUCAAUCAAAAUCAUUUCAAACAACAAUCCAUACCGAUCAUUUACAAUAUAAACAAAUUCUUGAUGCAAUUAGAACAAAAGGUGUUAGGGGUUUAAAAGGUUAUUUUAAUGCAUCAUAUAAAAAGGAAACAAAAAAAGUACAAAUUGAUGUUCAAAAUAUAUAA
This is a messenger RNA of Didymodactylos carnosus, 1166 nucleotides long. NCBI's taxonomy places the organism in Eukaryota, Metazoa, Rotifera, Eurotatoria, Philodinida, Philodinidae. The record is from the annotation of a GenBank genome assembly.